AUGCCCUCGUGCCCCGCCCUCUUCCCCCUUUGCAUGCCUCAGAAGUGCGACAUUGUACCAGCUGACAAUGAACCCAAAUGUCCCAAAUGUCCAGCCAAGCCCAACCCAGAGAUUCCUUUUGCCUCUCUCGUACAUGCGCCAGGCGCUCUCGCCGGCGGGUACAGCGGCCCAGGCCCCCCCGCUCGCAACCCCCCACAUGAUGCAAUGUCGCAAAAUGACAGACCGCCUCUGAAAGAGGAUAUGACAAGGUCGCUCCCCAAGAAGCCAAAUCGCCCUCUCUGCCCCUCUCUACCUGACAUCAACAUCAUCACCCCCACCCACCAUCCCAUCACGAUAAGCCGCCAAGCCAGCAGCAAUGCUUCCCAGCUCGCCAGCAAUGGGGGCUCUCCUCCUCCUCCUCGGACUUGCGACCUCUGGUCGGGGGUCCUCAGUGUGCGCACCAAACGUAUGCGUCAAGGGUGGAUCCAACUCGGAGACAACAACUAUCUCAUCCCUGGCACCUACGUCGGCAACUAUGACCCCGUGGUCUCUCUCAACCAGACCAUCAGCGCUACCACCACGGGUGUAGUGAUCCACCCGCCAUCCAACCCCAUCACGUUUGCCGCUACAAACUACAAAAGCAAGGUCACGCCGCAGACACCAGGAUCCUCUGCUUCCUCGUGGAACAGCUUCUUCCUUCCCGAGGGCUGGUAUGCGCUUAUCAACCCGGGCCAAGCGAUCUGGGGAUCCGUGCCGGACCGAAGCCAGUUGCUCGAUGCCAACCUUCCUAUUCAGCAAUUCGCCGCUGGUGAGCAAAAGCAACCCCGUUGUCUUGGCAUGUGGAGCGGCAUGUUGGGCUUACACAUCCAGCGCUUUGCCAUCCCAUCUGUUCAUCGCAUGGCAACUGCACAAUCACCAGCAGUACCGACGGCUAUACCGCCUCUUGUGUCUGUCAAGAGGGAUGGACCGGCGAGGCAUGCGACCAGUGUGCCACAGGAUACGCCCACUGGUCAUGCACACGUUGUAACUGCGUUCACGGCACAUGCGGGGCAAACGGCGUAUGCGACUGUGCGGCUGGCUGGUACACCAACCUCGAGCACUCGCCAGGACAGUGUAACCGGUGCUUGCAGGGCUUUUACGUCAACUCCAAAGGCGACUGUUCAGUCUGCCCCAAGGGAUGCGUUACUUGUGGUGUCGGCCCAGGGUUUACGGAACCCACAUGCUACUCGUGCGAGCCAAACCUCAACCUCUCCACCACCAUCCCCGCUACAUGUGGUGCCACGACCAACUGUGGCACUGGCAACUACUUUGCGAACCAGACCUCUUGCGAAAAAUGCGACCCAGCAUGCACUGCGUGCUACGGCCCAGGCUCGUCAGACUGCCUCGAAUGUGCCGCCGGGCACGCACUCUUGGGUGGCUCAUGUGUCGGCCUCGACCAAACCACUGGCAUCUGCGACUCGAGCCUGA
Messenger RNA from Apiotrichum porosum, 1446 nucleotides. RefSeq lists its product as uncharacterized. Lineage: Eukaryota; Fungi; Basidiomycota; Tremellomycetes; Trichosporonales; Trichosporonaceae. The transcript has 6 exons. The record is from RefSeq and is a predicted model, not a curated record. The coding region runs from base 1 to 1446 and encodes 481 amino acids.